UCUAGCCGGUGCUCUAACGAUGGGGCGGCGGCGGAGGGUUGUUGCCGUUCAAAUGGCGGCUGUCGAAGUCACCGGUUGAGUCCUUGUUUGUCGCUUAACGUAGGCUGCUUGGAUAAUGGACAGCAAACCAGUGGUGAACGGUUAUCAUGACGGCCGGAGCGAGGAGCAGAGGGCAGUGAAGAGGGGGUGCGCGGCCGGGCAGGGGACGCCGGCCUCGGAAUCCGGCCCAGAUGAGGGUCGAGCGGCGGCUGGUAGGGAUUCAAUGCCGGGCAGCAGCCAGCAGAAACAGCGCCGGGAAUCGGCCAAGAAGAACAGGCCCCCCUUUCCUUGGUUUGGCAUGGACAUUGGUGGAACCUUGGUGAAACUGGUUUACUUUGAGCCAAAAGACAUCACUGCUGAGGAAGAGCAAGAGGAAGUAGAAAACUUAAGAAGCAUACGAAAAUAUUUGACAUCCAAUGUGGCUUAUGGAUCAACAGGGAUUCGUGACGUGCACCUUGAACUCAAAGACUUGACUAUUUGUGGACGCAAAGGCAAUUUGCAUUUCAUAAGGUUUCCUACUCAGAACAUGCCAGCAUUUAUUCAGAUGGGCAAUGCCAAACACUUCUCAAGUUUGCACACAACUCUCUGUGCCACUGGAGGCGGGGCAUACAAAUUUGAACCAGACCUACGGACAAUUGCUAACCUGCAGCUUCGAAAACUGGAUGAACUUGACUGCCUUAUCCAUGGAAUGAUGUACAUUGAUGCAGUAGGCUUCAAUGGGUGUGCAGAGUGCUACUACUUUCAACAUCCAACUGAUCGAGAAAGAUGCCAAAAAAUGGCAUGUGCUUUGGAUAAUCCGUAUCCAUUGUUACUGGUGAACAUCGGAUCAGGAGUCAGUAUUCUUGCUGUAUACUCGAAGGAUAAUUACAAGCGGGUAACUGGCACCAGUCUUGGUGGUGGAACCUUUCUCGGUCUUUGCUGCCUCCUGACUGGUUGUUCAACCUUUGAAGAAGCCCUUGAAAUGGCAUCACUUGGAGAAAGUACAAAGGUAGAUAAAUUAGUAAGAGAUAUCUAUGGUGGAGACUAUGACAGGUUUGGACUUCCAGGCUGGGCUGUGGCAUCCAGUUUUGGCAAUAUGAUGAGUAAAGAAAAACGGGAAGCAGUGAACAAAGAAGAUUUGGCUAGAGCAACUUUGGUCACCAUCACAAACAACAUUGGCUCCAUAGCCAGGAUGUGUGCACUCAAUGAGAACAUUAACAGAGUGGUGUUUGUUGGUAACUUUCUAAGGAUCAAUACUUUAUCUAUGAAGCUAUUGGCCUAUGCUUUGGAUUAUUGGUCAAAGGGACAAUUGAAGGCAUUCUUUAUGGAACAUGAGGGUUACUUUGGCGCUGUGGGAGCCUUGCUUGAGCUUGUUAACUCCGUUUGAAUCUCCAUUAAAUCUCUUCAGCUCGUUUUGUAGCUCCUUAACGAGGCUGCUGUUGAAAAGAAGGCAGUAAAGAGAAUAACUACUUCAUUGCAAGUUGUGACCUAAUUAAAUUCCUCUGAACUUAUUUAUGGGAAUGUCUUGGUGCAAGAGAAAAGGAAAAGUCUGUUUUUAAUACAUAAAAAGCACCUUUUUUUAAUGAAGUAGCAUAUGAAGAUCUACAUUUUUGUACUUCCAACUACACUUGGAAGGAAAGAAUUGAAUUAUUGUAUCUUGCAUCUUUUCUAUACAUAUGGCACCUUUUUAUAGAACUAUUUUUCUAAACUGAAAGUGGCAAUUUUAUUAAAGAGAAAAUGCAGAGAUGUAUUUUAUUUUGCUUGGGGUGGGGAAAACAUCUUUUGAACCUUAAAUUUCAGUCCUUUUUGAAGUAGCAAAUUUUGCUGAGUCGAUGUACAGUUUUUAAUAUAUGGUAACUUAAAUAUUGUUAUCUAUAGUGAAAUAAAAAGAUAAUUACUCAUUAUA
Molecule: messenger RNA, 1924 nt
Organism: Mobula hypostoma (lesser devil ray)
Lineage: Eukaryota; Metazoa; Chordata; Chondrichthyes; Myliobatiformes; Myliobatidae
Product: pantothenate kinase 3-like
Exons: 7
Coding region: 116-1405 (429 amino acids)
Biological process (GO): coenzyme A biosynthetic process
Cellular component (GO): cytosol; nucleus
Molecular function (GO): ATP binding; pantothenate kinase activity
Source: RefSeq, a predicted model, not a curated record